AUGUCCGAAACACGAGACCACGUCUCGGUCCUCAUCGACUCCAGCCUCCACCUGUCUUCCGACUCCCCGAGCAGCCCCACUAUCUUCCGAGUCAACCACGACAUGCGCCACGACAGCGAAAAGCUCUACGACCCGAAAGUUGUCUCGAUCGGCCCGUAUCACCACCAAACAGCCCAUCUCCAGAAAAUGCAGCCGCUCAAGCACACCUACCUUAGGGGUCUGCUCGCACGCCGCGGUGAGUCCACCGUCGACAGAUACGUAGCGGCCGUGAGGCCCCUGGAGGAAAAAGCCCGAAACUCCUACUCGGACCCCAUCGGGCUCAACCCGGACGAGCUUGUGAAGAUUCUUGUGGUCGACGGGCUUUUCGUGGUAGAGCUGCUCCGAAAGAACGGGUUGGACGAGGUGGACCCGAUUUUUCGAUACCAGCAUGUUCCCGUCGUGGUCAAGCGCGACCUGAUGCUCGUCGAGAAUCAGGUCCCGUUUUUCGUGCUCUACCGGCUUUUCGCCAUGACGAGGGGCGAGAACCCGCACGACAACAUUUUUUACCUCGUCCGUUAUUUUGCUGACGACAUUUCGCCGUGGCGGGAGGACUCGGAUUUUCGGAGCACAAGCAAGCCGGUGGAAAAUUACGCUGACGAUCACCUCCACGGCCUCGUCUACAAAAUCUUGUUCGAGAAAAUGAAAUCCGACAAAAAAAAUGUGGAGCAGCAGCAGCAGCAGGAGGAAACAAAGGUCGAGUUCGAAAGGAACAACUGCCUCGACAUCACAUUUGUCAAGAAAAUCUUGUUCAAGAAAAGGAAAGCGGGCCGGCCCGUCGAAGGAAAUUUUAUGACCAUAAAUUCGGCCUCCGAGCUGCAGGAAACAGGGAUCAAGUUCCAACGGAGCACAAGCCCUUUCAUCACAUUCAACAGGGGCGUCCUUAGUAUUCCGAAACUCUACGUGGCAGACGAAACCGAGUCGAUUCUAAAAAAUUUGAUCGUGUACGAGCAGUUUUUCACGGGCGACAGUCCAAAGUACGUGAAGGACUACACAUUCUUCUUACAAUGCCUCGUGAACCAGCCGAAGGAUGUGGAGAUAUUGAGGCAGCACGGGAUUUUGGGAAACUUGUUGGGCGAAGACAAGAUGGUAUGCCCUCUUUUCGGGAGUCUCGGAAGAGAUACCUUGACGUCGCCGUACGAUUUUUACGCGGGUGUUUGCAAGGAGGUGAAUGGAUAUUGCAACCGGCGUGGGAAUAGGUGGAUGGCGGUUUUGAGGCGGGAUUAUUUCAAUAACCCGUGGUCGUUUAUCAAGUUUUGUGCAGCUUCUUUGCUGUUGCUGUUGACGGUGAUUCAGACACUGUUUACUGUCCUGGGUUAUGGGAAUGCGAGGUCGAAUUGA
Messenger RNA from Striga hermonthica, 1377 nucleotides. NCBI's taxonomy places the organism in Eukaryota, Viridiplantae, Streptophyta, Magnoliopsida, Lamiales, Orobanchaceae. The record is from the annotation of a GenBank genome assembly.